Messenger RNA from Nematostella vectensis (starlet sea anemone), 1966 nucleotides. Its product is annotated as insulin-like growth factor-binding protein 7. Gene Ontology annotation, cellular component: extracellular region. The transcript is spliced from 3 exons. The record is from RefSeq and is a predicted model, not a curated record. Gene Ontology annotation, molecular function: insulin-like growth factor binding. Bases 131 to 658 code for a protein of 175 amino acids. Gene Ontology annotation, biological process: regulation of signal transduction; regulation of cell growth. NCBI's taxonomy places the organism in Eukaryota, Metazoa, Cnidaria, Anthozoa, Actiniaria, Edwardsiidae.
CUUCUUAAUGGAUAUCAAAAUUACUUGCCUUUCACCGUGCCCUACAGACCGUGCCCUUUCAGUUAAUAAACAACUAAUAAAAUCACAACGCAGUCGAUAAAACGAGAAGCAAGAAGGAGAAACAGUCGUAAUGUCGCCGUUCCUUGUUUUCUCCAUCAUCUGCUUUUCAAUUUCGAGCCUCGAUGCUUUGUCCUGUUUACCUUGCAACAUGGUAAAAUGUCGCCCGGUUACACAGUUGAGAUGCCGCGGUGGACUGGUGUCGGAUGUCUGUGGCUGCUGCAAGCGCUGCGCCAAGGUCGAGGGAGAUUCUUGCAAAGGACCAUGGGGUAUAUUUGGCUUGUGCGACAAGGGACUAGAGUGUGACACGUCAGAUUUCGUCGGCCACUCAGCAAACGCACAUGGCAAGUGCGUCAAGGCCAAACCUUCUUGCUCGAACAAAGUGUGCACCAGUCCCCCUCACUCAUUUUGCCUGAUGGUGGACGGUGAGCCGAAAUGUAUCUGCCCAGCGGCUUGUCCCACGGAUGUUACUCCUAAGUGUGGAUCGGAUGGCAAGCUUUACUUGAACAAGUGCGAGAUGAGACGAGCGUCGUGCGACCAGGGCAGGGUCAUCACCGAGAGACCUUGGGAGAACUGCACAGCCCCUAACGAACAGGAUUAGUAAUUAAACAGCACUUCUAAGGGAGAACUGUACAGCCCCUAACGAACAGGAUUAGUAAUUAAUGAACAGCGCUUUAAGGAAGAACUGCACAGCCCCUAACGAACAGGAUUAGUAAUUAAUGAACAGCGCUUUAAGGAAGAACUGCACAGCCCCUAACGAACAGGAUUAGUAAAGAAACAGCGCUUUUAAGGAAGAACUGCACAGCCCCUAACGAACAGGAUUAGUAAUUAAUGAACAGCGCUUUUAAGGAAGAACUGCACAUCCCCUAACGAACAGGAUUAGUAAUUAAUGAACAGCGCUUUAAGAAAGAACUGCACAGCCCCUAACGAACAGGAUUAGUAAAGAAACAGAGUUUUUAAGGAAGAACUGCACAGCCCCUAACGAACAGGAUUAGUAAUGAAACAGCGCUUUUAAGAAAGAACUGCACAGCCCCUAACGAACAGGAUUAGUAAUGAAACAGCGCUUUUAAGAAAGAACUGCACAGCCCCUAACGAACAGGAUUAGUAAUUAAUGAACAGCGCUUUAAGGAAGAACUGCACAGCCCCUAACGAACAGGAUUAGUAAAGAAACAGCGCUUUUAAUGAAGAACUGCACAGCCCCUAACGAACAGGAUUAGUAAUGAAACAGCGCUUUUAAGGAAGAACUGCACAGCCCCUAACGAACAGGAUUAGUAAAGAAACAGCGCUUUUAAGGGAAAACUGCACGAAUUUUCAGAACAGGAUUAGUAAUUAAUGAACAGCGCUUUUAGGGAAAAAAUGCACGAAUUUUCAGAACAGGAUUAGUAGUUAAUAAACAGCGCUUUUAGGGAAAAAAUGCACGAUUUUAAGGACAGGAUAAGUAAUUAACAUAAUGAACAGCGCUUUUAAGGAAAAAAAUAGACCAUACUUAUUCCAGACAUACGCUGAAACGCCGCAUGGCAGCUGAGCUUUACGGCUAGGCUGAAGAUUUCGGCCCAGCACCGCUAUCUAGCGAACUGUACAACACUAAGGAACCUGGGGUACCCGCGCAUUAAUGGGGAGGCAAUAACCAGGAUCCCAGGCCUGUCUUUCGUAGGUUACGCCACACACAGCUCAAAAUAUCGGGGUCUUUUUUCCGCUUGCGUCUCUUGGGAAUUAGCGUGUUGCUAUAGCAGUGUGGUUAUUCUAUCAUCAUACUGAAACUUUAGUUCUCCUGUGAUUAGUCGUGCACGUGUGCAUAUCUUUCGUGCUCAGAAACAUACAUAUCUUAUGAUUGAUCCAUGUUCUCCUGACUCGAAAAAAUUAAAUGGAACCACGGUCCUUUACGGUAAUAGACCGGCCAUUUGCCAAA